Cydia strobilella is the source of this 1617-nucleotide messenger RNA. Its product is annotated as acid sphingomyelinase-like phosphodiesterase 3a. Gene Ontology annotation, molecular function: phosphoric diester hydrolase activity. The transcript is spliced from 10 exons. The record is from RefSeq and is a predicted model, not a curated record. NCBI's taxonomy places the organism in Eukaryota, Metazoa, Arthropoda, Insecta, Lepidoptera, Tortricidae. Bases 168 to 1517 code for a protein of 449 amino acids.
GCCCGCAGGCCGCCUUGCGGUGUGGACGCGUCGCAGCGCGCGCGAGUGAUACGAUCGUGAACGGUGUUGGUUUUAUGGUGUACAAGAUUUGACUUUACGCAGAUGGAAUACGUAAUUCGCAAAUGAAGGAUGACUGCGUCAGCGUCAGCGUCAUGUAACUCAGUAAUAUGAAUCUAACUAACUACGUCGUGUACAUCAUCGGCCUGUUUUGGCUAACACUGACUGAUGCGAAAAUUGGCUACUUCUGGCACAUCACAGAUCUCCAUUAUGACCCGUUCCACAACUCCCUGGAGCUGCACAGAGGAUGUAGACACCGGGGCAGCGUGGAACACAACCACCGGAACGAGAGACACAGAGACCACUCCUGCGAUAGCUCCUGGAACCUGAUACAGAGCGCGGCCGCGCUGAUGGCCGCGAGACAUCCAGACACCUUGGAGUUUGUGCUGUGGACUGGUGAUAUCCUGUCAUCAUCCAUGGAGCAUCUAAAAGAGGAAUAUAAACUAGAAGCAGUCCGGAACGUGACAGAUAUCCUGAGCCGCACGUUCAGCAGCCAGUUCGUCUUCCCAGCGCUGGGUCACAACGACCCCCCACCGUCGAGGAAGCUAGUCGACAUGUGGAUGCAGUGGCUGCCUACUGAAGCGCUCCAGACCUUUGAGACUGGUGGCUUCUACACAAUAGAGCAGUCCCACAGUAAGCUGAGGAUUGUGGUGUUAAACAGCGUGCUUUGGGCUGGCGGAGCCGCUCGAACUGACGGCCCACACCGGGGCAGAGCGCAGUGGGAAUGGUUAGAGCAAGUGCUCAGCAAGGCUAGGAGGAAAAGUGAGAUGGUGUACAUAGUAGCACACGCCGGCCCUGGCGUGGAAGAACGUCACGGCGCCGGCAGCGCCUCAGCGGCUGGAGGGGGCGAGUUGACUCCUCAAGCGAACGCCAGGCUUAUACACCUCAUCAGGGCAUUCAGUGACGUCAUUGUGGGGCAGUUCUAUGGCCAUAGACAUACUGAUACCUUCAGACUAGUGUAUAGUGAAGGUCGACCAGUGUCUUGGGCAUUCCUCGCGCCGUCGGUGACCCCGAGGGGCGCCGGCAGCAUAUCCAAUCCCGGCUUGAGACUGUACAAAUUUGACUCCAACAACGGAAAGGUGUUGGACUACACCCAGUAUUACCUAGACGUGACGACAAACCGCGGCGAGCACCACUGGGCCAUCGAGUACAACCUGACCCAGUAUUACGGCCUGCGGGAAGUCAGCGCGACAUCAUUGGACGCGCUGGCGGAUCGCAUCAGGAAUUAUCAUGAUCGGACUAUAUUUAACAAGUACAUAAACGCACUAAGAGUCCGCCACGCUCCAGACUUCGAUUGCGACUCGGCGUGCGUACACGUCCACUACUGCGCCAUCACCCGCGCGGAAUACCAGGAGUUUCGUGCAUGUGUCCGCAACCCUGCCUCGGCGCUAGCGUCGCGCGCUCCUAGCAACUCCGCCGCCAUCUUGCUGUACGCCAUUUUGAUUUUGAUCUCGUCAUAGAAACUGACAGUCAUAUCACCGUCAUUUUGGUUAAGUUACCUACCUAAGUAAAGUUUUGUGCGUUUCUGUAGCGAUCUUGAUUGGCAGUUGUUCAGAAAUA